Molecule: messenger RNA, 480 nt
Organism: Letharia lupina
Lineage: Eukaryota; Fungi; Ascomycota; Lecanoromycetes; Lecanorales; Parmeliaceae
Exons: 2
Coding region: 1-480 (159 amino acids)
Source: RefSeq, a predicted model, not a curated record
AUGACACUCGACGUAAUGAACCGCGCCGUAACGGAUUCCUGCGCUCUCAAUUUCCAGACAUCGGAUGCCUCCCCCACGAAAGCGAUUGCGGUGGGCCCGAGUUGGCCAGGCUUGGACUACAGCGCGCAGAUCUACCAAGACAACUGGGGAAACUUCGUGUCCCUAUGGGCCAAUUUCCGCGUCGAUCGUGCUUCGAACCGAGAGCCGUAUCUCCUCUACUACCAACCGUGCAUCUCUCUGCUUGAGCGAGCCGAAAUUGGCAACGGCACAGAGUCGCAUGGGGGCAUGAAGGACUGCACGAAUACCACCGGGAAUGGACUUUUACGUAUGGAGGAUGGGGAACUACGGAUUUUGGAACUGUCUUUGCGGAGCCUAUCUGUCCAUCUGGCCUUCAUUGUCUACCGGACGGGCAGAGACCUGGAGGUUGCUGAUUUUUCGCACUGGAAGGAAAAAGGGGGAAAAGAACAUGGAAAAAAAUAG